Molecule: messenger RNA, 728 nt
Organism: Cheilinus undulatus (humphead wrasse)
Lineage: Eukaryota; Metazoa; Chordata; Actinopteri; Labriformes; Labridae
Product: gamma-crystallin N-B-like
Exons: 6
Coding region: 1-603 (200 amino acids)
Biological process (GO): lens development in camera-type eye; visual perception
Molecular function (GO): structural constituent of eye lens
Source: RefSeq, a predicted model, not a curated record
AUGUCGCAGUACUCGGGAAAGAUAAAAGGCUUUAUGAGAACAAUCACGAGUUUUUGUGACUUUCUCCUGCAGAUCACCUUCUUCGAGGGGAAAUGUUUCACUGGCAGGAAGUUGGAGGUCAGAGGAGACUGUGAUAACUUCCAGGACCGUGGCUUCAUGAACAGGGUGAACUCCAUCCGUGUGGAGAGCGGGGCCUGGAUCUGCUUCGACCACCCUGACUUUAAGGGUCAGCAGUACAUCCUGGAGCACGGCGAAUACCCAGAAUUCCAGAGGUGGAACUCCCACAACGACCACAUGGGAUCCUGCAAACCCAUCCGUAUGCACGGAGAGCACUACCGCAUCGAGCUGUUCGAGGCCUGCAACUUCUCAGGUCAGUGCGUAGAGAUCUGCGAGGACACGCCCUUCCUGCAGAGCCGCGGCCUCUCCAAGAACUGUGUCAACUCCGUCAAGGUGUUCGGAGACGGAGCCUGGGUGAUGUACGAGGAGCCAAACUUCCGUGGUCGCAUGUACAUCGUGGAGCGUGGAGACUACAGCAGCCAUAACGAGUGGCAGGCCCAGAACCCCAACAUCCAGUCCAUCCGCAGGGUCGUCAACUACUUCUAAACCCCGCCCCCUCCAAUAUUUACCUCCCCCUCUGUAACUGUGUACAAUAAAGAAACCCCACUAAGAUAAGAAAGCAGUUUUUUUUAUCAAAAUCUGUUUGUCUGUUGUUUUGUUUGGAAAUUUCA